Molecule: messenger RNA, 1263 nt
Organism: Penicillium alfredii
Lineage: Eukaryota; Fungi; Ascomycota; Eurotiomycetes; Eurotiales; Aspergillaceae
Product: bZIP transcription factor
Exons: 3
Coding region: 1-1263 (420 amino acids)
Biological process (GO): regulation of DNA-templated transcription
Molecular function (GO): DNA-binding transcription factor activity
Source: RefSeq, a predicted model, not a curated record
AUGCUAGUGGCCCACACAUCGCCAUCCGGAACGCCGCUGUUAACGCGCUACAUGUGUGUCGAGGACUGGAAAUACAGCACGCUGUAUCGAGAACUGCCCUCGACAUCUGAUUCUUCCUCCCAAUCCACCGGCACCGUCGUCGCCAGCAGCGGCUCCCUCACCACCGUCCCGAACACCUCCACACCAACCAGCACCGACACCGGCAGCCAUUCCGACUCCGCAGCCUCCAGCAGCGACUCGCUCUCCGGAGGCGCGGUCGCCGGUAUUGUGGUCGGGUGUGUGGCAGCAGUCGUGAUCUUUGCGAUGUUCUUGCUGCGCAAGAAAUUUGUGGCGUGCUUUGGCGGUGCCGGUUCCAAGGGCCCGCCGCCCGAGGCACCGCCGCAGCCGCCGCCGCUGCAUGAGAUCGGGUCAUCGGCGGUUGGCGACCAUUACAAUGUGCAUGAGAUCGGCAGUUCGAAUGUAUGGGAUAAUCGGGGGAUGCCGAAGCCGCCGGCGUACAAUGAGCAUCUCCUCAUCCACCUUUCAAGCGCUUCGAGUCUAAUAGUCCAGGAGAACAUCGACCGACUCGCCCGAGUGCGCGAGAACCAGCGCAAGAGCCGAGCAAGGAAGCAGGAAUACAUCCGGGAGCUAGAACAACAGCUGGCAGUGUGCAAAGAACAGGCCCAGAACAGGGAUAUCGAGCAGCGGUUGGAGACGCAGAAAGUCGAAGCGGAGAACCGGCACCUCAAGGGUCUUCUGGGAUCACUGGGCUUCUCAACGGUGACCAUCGACCAUUACCUACGCCUGGCCGACCAGGGCACGAGUGCGCAUCGCAAAGUCGCGAUUCCUGCUCUGCAGCGACCGGCAGAAGCAGGUCCCGCGAUUUCGCCGCCGACAUGUGAUGCCGAGAAUCAGAAAGAGGACUCGGGGAAACAGUGUGAAGAAAACAAAAGCGCCUGCAAACCAGUCCCUUCAGAGACGAAGCAAAGACCAAAGCAGCAGCAGCAGCAGCUGCUGCAACUAAAGCCAGAAAAUCCAUCGUUAUGCGGGUGUGCGCCUGAGAAUCCCGAGGGCACAUGGCCGUCUGAGGACGAUGUGCUCAAUACGACUCUGUGCGUCAUGGCCGAAGAAUUGAUUAAUCAAUAUAAUACUCGCGGCGCCGACAUGGAGCAGAUCCGGCGGAAACUCUGGUCUGGAUUCCGCGCGGGCGUCUCUGGCGAUGGCUGCAGAGUUCAGAACCAUAUUCUCUUUCAAGUGCUGGAUGAUAUUAGCAACGAUGUCUGA